Messenger RNA from Linum trigynum, 1728 nucleotides. The record is from the annotation of a GenBank genome assembly. Lineage: Eukaryota; Viridiplantae; Streptophyta; Magnoliopsida; Malpighiales; Linaceae.
AUGAGAGGUUAUCAUCGCGGGCAGAAGGAUUCCUUCAUCCCGCCGCCGGGACAAGACCACCACCGCCGUCAAUUCAAAGCCUCCCGUGACUCCGACGCGAGCUUCGCCAGCAGCCGCCCGUCGUCCGUCGGCGUCGGCCGCCCGUCCGCCGCUCUGGUCGAUGCCUACAAAGACCGCUCCCACCAGGCGGAAACCCUUCGCGCCAUCAACUCCUAUCUCUCCUCUCAGUCCUCGUCCAUCGUGCUUCCCACAGGCCAAGCCCCCUCCAGCAAACAGAUCAAGGAAACCCUAGCUUUCCUUCUCCUGCAGCUCGAUUACCCGGUCGAGCUCAAGACGGUGGAAGACGAUCUGUUGACCGUUCUCAAAUUCUUCAAAUGCCCUAUCAAGAUCAACGGGUCUACGCUCCGCGCGCCCAACACUCCUCACAAUUUCCCUUCCUUCCUCGCCCUAAUGCACUGGCUGGUUCACAUUGCCAAUUGUAGCGAGCAUCUCAGGAAGAAGUCAGGUUCGUCUCUUAAAAAUGAUGAAAUACUUGCUCACGCCUUCGAUACUUACUUGAAGUACAUUGCCGAUGACCAAGAUUCGGAAGAGGCGUUGGAUGCGGAAUUCACAGCCAAGUUGGACAAGGACAAGGACGAAGUCAAGGAAGGGAUUGCGUGGUUGGAGAAUGAGUGUAGUGAACUAGCUGCCGAGGUGGAGAGGUUGAAGGCUGCGCCGUCGGAGAGGGUGAGAUUGGAGACGGAGAAGGGUUGUCUGGAACAGGAUGUGAGCAAGUUCCAUGUCAUGCUGGGGGAGUUCAAACAGAGAAUCGAGAGCACGGAGAAGGUGUUGCAGGACAAGCGAGCCGCCAUCCUUGCCAAAGUUGAGGAGACGAAUAGGUGCAAUGCCGAGAAUGAAGAGUUGAGGAAGCAGGUAGAGAGCCAGAGUUUUAAUAUCCGGGAUGCAGAAAGGAUGAGGAGGGAGCUGCAGGCGGUGGAGAGAGAAUUCGAGGAGGCGGAAGCUUCGAGGAAUGAGUUGGAGGAGAAGAUAUGGGACCUGGAAGCAACGAUUGGGAAAAAGUUCAAGGAGCUUGAGGCAGUGGCCAUGGAUUGUAACCAGGAGGCUAGGAGAUUGAAGCUUGAGAACAUCUUUCAGCAUGGCUUGAAUGCUAACGGUUCCACCCCAACUGAAGUAUUGGGGAUCGACUACAAGUCUAUGCUUAAACCUAGACUUAAUUCCCUUGCUGAUGAUCUGAAGAAGAGCUGUGUGUUAAAGCUGGAGGAGGUGAUGUCGCUUCAGCAACAAUCAUCAGAAUUGGAAACUAAGAUUGGCAUCAAAAGACAAGAUCUUUCCCAGCUACAGUCUCAGAUUGAUGAAAUGGAAGCUCAGCUGAAUCAUAUCAAGACAGAAAUAGAGGAUUACCAGAGCAGAUGUGCAUUGGAAGCAAAAAGCAUGGUGGAAAGCAUUGGAAACGAGGCACAUACCUUGAUGUUGUUAGAAAAAGAAGCUGCAGCUAUUCUGCAGGAUAAGAAGGUGAAGUUAGGAGAAGCGAUCAAACAAAGUGAAGAACAAGUCCAAGUGAAAGCUCGACAACUUUUCACCCUGGUGGAUUCAGUCUCAAAGUACAAGGAGCACACUGACUCCUGUAUCUCGCGCAUGAAUAACAAGCUCACUAAAACUGAGGCUGCUAUCUCAGAUGCCAACAAUACUGUUUUACCCCUUCAACUGGGCACCAAUUCUACGGCCUGA